UUUCCAAAAUGAAAUUGGCAAAAAUAAAAGGUCAUGAAAAUAUCAGCACCCAACUUUUAUUAAAUAAAUUAACAACUUUUGCAUACGCAAAUACCAAUUGGAGCCAAGUAUAGGUAUUGGAGGAAGUGAGACGAAAGGAAAGGAGUGAGAGAGUAAGUAAUAAGUGAACAGAAAGGAGAUGGCAAGUGUAAUUUUGUGUGGGAUUGGGAUUUGUGCGCAGUGCAUGCACACACGACUGACACGACGGCGUCGACGGACUCGACGGCACGAUUCACUAGACUCAGUUUCUCGUCACCAGCCAGCCAUUAGUGCAAUUUGGACGCACAUAAAUUAUCUUGGAGCCCACAACUACGGAGGUACGGAGUCCACACUUGUAGGUAUAAUACACACCUUCCCACACAUCGGAAUCAGCGGGGGCUGGCAAGGGGGGGCUUGUUCAAUUGUAAUUAUGUUCAUUAUCAUUGCCCCAAACGCGAGCAAGGGAACGAAAAGCGAUCGUGUGCAACAGCUAUUGGUAUCAGUGCAGAAAUGAUGAGUGGGAUUUAAUCGUCAUUUAAUCGUCGCACAUAUACAUGCGAUGUAGCCUAACCUAAUACAGUGUGUCGUUGCAAGCAAAAGUUGAGGAAAAGCAACAGUUGCACUCAAGUUAGAGCAACGACAACAUCAUUAUUAAUUACUUGAUCGAUGAAGCACCUGAUAUUGGGUUGCCAUCUCCCCGAUAUCGUUAGCAGCAAUACCAUCAAGAUGCUCAAAACGAACCAGGAGAUCGUUCACGAGGGAUGGCUCAUCAAGUCACCACCCGAAUCCCUAUGGAAAGCGCGAUGGAUGAAAAGGUGGUUUACUCUUCGUCAAAGUGGAGAACUGCCUGGACAAUACAUCUUGGAGUAUUAUGAAGGAAAUAGCAAAAAGAAAUUAAAGGGCCAAAUCGAUCUAGACCAGUGUACAGAGGUUGAUUCGGGGUUGCAGCACCAACACAAAAAGCGUAUAUAUGCGCACGUGUUUAAAUUAAAGACCCCCAAAAGGACCUACUAUCUUGCAGCCGACAAUGAGGCUGAUAUGAAUAAAUGGGUGCAUAUAGUUUGCCAAGUUUGUGGCAUGAAGGAAAGCGACGGGGAGCAACGGUCACGAGUGAUCACGUUCGACCCGCAAGAAUCGCCUCCCAUCUCGCCCGCAAGCUCUUACACCAGCCCUUACAUUCACAUCAGCGAUUGUGUUUCUGGCCGCAGUCUAAACUUCAACAGACUAAACCCUGUAAACUCAUCUCAGUUUCAAGGAUACUAUUCCGCGCCGAGACGAUACGCCCAGUCGCCACCCCGAUCACCGACUACGACCGACGCGGACAGUGCAACAGACGAUGAUUCGAUCGUGCACACGCCAAGCGUUAACUCUGCCAUUUUUCUGUCAUCAAGCAAGAAUUCAUUGAACAGUGCACACGAAGCAGACAUCCAACCCCGGACGAUACAGACUAAACGUCUCGCCAAGCUCGAUAUUAACGACAGCUCUGUGGUGCAGCCGCUUUCGGAGGUGAAUAUGGCCCCACCGAGACCGCCCAAGCCGACGCACAUGAAGCUCGAAAAUCACAAUUACUUGAAUUUGGAUGGGGUAACGGAGAGCACAAAACCAACCACUCCGGUGACUCCCGUGACGCCGGUGCCCCAAACGCCCUUUUCGGUUGGCAUAACGGACGAGACGUACGAUUUUCCAAGGUCGCACCAGCCAGGAGUAGUCGAUGCGACUAAUUCCAUGAGCUACAGAAGUCGACAUUGUUAUUCAAACGCUGCGCCAGUUAGCGCGGGCGCUAUUGGCAAAGACGAACGUGUCUUUCGUUUUGACUCAUUGCCGUCGAGUCCAAGAGUUCCCUAUUCUAAUUUGUCGAGCCCGCGGGUGAGAUCUGAUACCUCGACGAUGGCCUCAGUUUCCGGGUCACAGUCGCAUUUAGCUUCGGCUGUUCCGGUCGUUUGCAGAAAGAUGAAACCAGGUAGGAGGACCAGUGACACCCUGUCCAUGACCAGCAACGAAUUUUCUCCCGGUCCUAUGAGCAUAGGGCUGACGAACUCUGGCUCCUCGGCGGAACCAUCGCCAACGGGGCCACCUAGCGUCAAUCGUAAUUUAAAACCAUCACCACAGAGCAGGCAAAAUUAUGAAAUGACUGUGCCACUUAAAUUGGAUUUGCCACCAGUACGCGGAAAAGCUAGGGCGGCGCCUAGCCCAACUCCCCCAGGGGAAAGCAAAAGCAGAUACGCAACAUCAUGCGACAACAUAACUUAUUUCCAGGAUCAUCAACUUUACAUUCCCCCUCAUUAUCCACAGGAAAUCGCCAAAAAAGAAAUAACUAUGCAAUAUCUCGAUCUUGAUUUAAAAGUAACCGGUAGUACAUCUGCUCCACCAAUCCAACCGCCAAGCUCCACGGAUUAUAAGAGCGUCGAUUUUGACAAAACUUAUGCCUUUAAUCGCACAAGAAAGCAAGUUGAGGAGAAAAGAAAACAAUGUACAAAAGACUUUACUAUUUUUAGUAACAAGUGAUAUGCAACAAAAAGUUUACUGUAUUUUUUUAAUGGUCUAAAGUUUUCAUGUUACAUACAAGUUAUGAAAUAUUUGUGGAACUCAAAAAAUUCAAGCAAUAUUGAAAUAGAUAAAUUGUUUUAAUGUAUACUGAACAAUUGGAUCAUAUGAAAAAUAAAAAAAUUUAUUUUUCUUGCUAUCCCGAUAAUCGUAUGAACGCACAGUAGUGGUCAAUGAUGGUAAUGAUCAAGAUUAAUCUCGAAGAAAUGUUGGAAUUUUUUUGCAUGUAUAUAUAAUGUUAACAGGUAUUCACAGAGCGGCAGUAUGUCAGUUUUAUUGAACUGAAAAUAGUAUUAGAGAAAAGUGAGAGUUUUUAAUUUUGUAACGCGUGACACGAUUACUCGGUACGUCAAAAUAACGGAAGUUGUAAAUAUCGUUUUAUAGAGUUAUUAUGCGAUAUAUUUUUCAAAACCAUUCAAUAGAGGAUGAACUCUGUCGAAAAAUUUCAAGUAGCAAUAUUUGAACGGACCAAAAAUGUUACGUAAUUUUACUUGUAACGUAGGCGAUUUUCGUCAAGUAAUAGUUGUAGUUUUACAAAUUGACUAAUAGUAGGUGUUACUUGAUUAUAGCAGUACAAAUUGUAAAUGAUGAAAUGAAGUGCAUAAAAAAAGACAACAAAGUUUUGAUUUUUUGAAAACUUAUACUAAUCGAGUAUGUUCUUUUACGAAAAUGUUAUAAUAUUGUUGCGCCAUAAAAUUUAGCAUGUGAUAAAUCUUUUUUGUUCAUAGAGUGCUAAAAAACUAUAGUAUUUAGCUAUUAUUAAAAAUAAUAAUGUUCAUCUACAAACGAACUUGAUAAAUUUAUUAAUUC
This is a messenger RNA of Copidosoma floridanum, 3372 nucleotides long. It is a transcript of the gene dos, whose product is annotated as daughter of sevenless. Gene Ontology annotation, molecular function: signaling adaptor activity. Gene Ontology annotation, cellular component: cytoplasm. Gene Ontology annotation, biological process: signal transduction. The record is from RefSeq and is a predicted model, not a curated record. Lineage: Eukaryota; Metazoa; Arthropoda; Insecta; Hymenoptera; Encyrtidae.